CCAGGACUAAACAAUAUGACACCUAACAGUAGGUGGACAUAACUGAAGGCAGCAGUGAUCUCAUAUAAAAAUAAUUUCUCCAUCAAUAAUAUUUUUCAAUACGGAUAAGCACCUAUCUACCUAACCCUAAGACUGGGCUUUUUAUUUUAUUUUAGCAGACAAAACAUCUUAUGUUAAAGUAUUCUAGACUGUGCUUCUCUACAGCAAACAAUUACCUGUUCAUGGAAACUUGAUAAUCUGAAGAGAACAAAAAACAAUUUUCAGGAUGUGGUUGGUACAUUCAUGUAGUUUUAAAAAGCAAGACAAUAUCAAAUAAUCCAAAGUAUUCAGAUUACGUUACUCACUUUAAGUACUUUAAUGGAUUACGUUACAAACUACAUUUUGGGGUAUGUAAUCUGUAAUCUGUAGGGAGAUACAUUUAAAAAAUAACUGAUUACCAACCACAACAAACAAGUGACGUCCCAGUUUUUUAUUUUGAAAAUCUGGUCACCCUACUCAUAACUAACAUGUGAGCCAGUAUAGUCACAUUUUCUUUCUGUUUUGGUCAUUUUUAAGCAGCUUUUCUGUAUUUACAGGGAUCAGAUUGGUCAAAAAUAGUGACACCUGGGACAUUUUCUUGUAUAAACCGGGACAAAUCACCGGUUUUGUGGUUUUGGAUAAAUCUGCUGGGACAGGUGACACAGGCCUCAAAACUGGGACUGUCCCGGGUACAUAGUGACAUCUGGUAACCCUAGUUUCCAUAGUCACUAGAAUCUUCCACUUUAUGGCAUUACAGCGCCUAAAAGCGGGACACGUGGUUUCUGCUUCCGCUAAAAACGCUCCCAGAGAAUAAAACACUUUAGGUCACUUAAAAUAGCACAUAUUGUUCCCACAUUCAUAUUACACUGACACCAUUUCACACGGUCUACAUGUAACGGGGCCUCCGCACUGUUUAUGUUUAUGUAAAACUUGGCGCAGUCGCAAUAGGGGUGCCAAAAAUAUUUAAAUCGAUAAAUUUCGCAAUAAAAGUUUAUAAAAUUACACCAAAACGAAAUUAAUCACAUUAGGAAACACGUACUGGUUAAUUUUGUGGAAAAUAAAUGAGCAAUUACAACAUAUUUGACGAUUUGCGAUUUUUUUUUUCGGAGUGGUACGGUCCGAAAGUGACGUAAUGUCGGAGGCAGUGCUCAGCUGUUUGUUGUUUUUGAGCUGCUCCUGUUGGCAUCGUCCCUCGUCUCUCUGUCUCUCUCUCUUUAAAAGCAGAAAUAACCACAUUACGACAAAAUAACGCCGUGAAACUACAACUUUAUCACUUUUACGAAGCGCUUGGUCGCGUUUAAAGUCAUCUCCACCGAGCGACAAAAGCGCAGGAAACAUGAAAUGGAUGUUCAAAGAGGAUCACUCCUUAGAACAUCGGUGCAUAGAAUCGGCCAAGAUCCGGAACAAAUACCCCGACCGAGUCCCAGUGAUCGUGGAGAAGGUGUGUGGCUCUCAGAUCGUUGACAUCGACAAGAGGAAGUACCUGGUCCCGUCUGACAUCACUGUGGCUCAGUUCAUGUGGAUCAUCAGGAAGAGGAUCCAGCUCCCGUCGGAAAAGGCCAUCUUCCUGUUCGUGGACAAGACAGUGCCCCAGUCCAGUAUCACGAUGGGGCAGCUCUACGAGAAGGAGAAGGACGAGGACGUUUUUAUACGUGGCGUACAGCGGAGAAAACACUUUUGGAUUUUAAACGACGACGACGACGACGACAACAACAAGACGCCAUUUUGUUUCUCCUCCCUCUUCCCCUCCACUUCUCCCUCCAUCCCUCCCUCCAUCCCACAAAGCCCCAACCAAAACCAGGCCUGGAUGGUUCCCCCCGAAGGCUUAAGACUGAGCGCGACUGCCCUGUUUGCACCGUUGUAGUUGUCUAUAGUCAGUUUGAUUGCGUUUGUGAGUUUUUGUGAAAAUAUAUACAGCGUUUUAGAAAGAUUUGUUUUUCACAGUUUUGAUUUUUCGCUUCAGUUGUGGUUUGAAAACGAUAUUUAAAGGGUUUUAAUUUAAAUACUUGAAGGUUGAGGUAGCUGGAUGACCUAACCAAUAAAAAUGAACAUUACACUGCC
This is a messenger RNA of Boleophthalmus pectinirostris (great blue-spotted mudskipper), 2079 nucleotides long. RefSeq names its product GABA(A) receptor-associated protein like 2 (gene gabarapl2). Lineage: Eukaryota; Metazoa; Chordata; Actinopteri; Gobiiformes; Gobiidae. Gene Ontology annotation, biological process: macroautophagy; autophagy of mitochondrion; cellular response to nitrogen starvation. Gene Ontology annotation, cellular component: cytosol; autophagosome membrane; autophagosome. Gene Ontology annotation, molecular function: ubiquitin protein ligase binding. The record is from RefSeq and is a predicted model, not a curated record.